Messenger RNA from Bolinopsis microptera, 1736 nucleotides. Its product is annotated as far upstream element-binding protein 1-like. The record is from RefSeq and is a predicted model, not a curated record. Gene Ontology annotation, cellular component: nucleus; cytoplasm. Gene Ontology annotation, molecular function: mRNA binding. Bases 1 to 1665 code for a protein of 554 amino acids. The transcript is spliced from 3 exons. NCBI's taxonomy places the organism in Eukaryota, Metazoa, Ctenophora, Tentaculata, Lobata, Bolinopsidae. Gene Ontology annotation, biological process: regulation of gene expression.
AUGGGAAACAAAGAGGGCUGUGACGGAGCAAAACAGAUUAUUAUGAAUCUAAUUUCUGAGGUAUUUGAGGUGUUCGAAAUACAUAAGGUUAUGAGUGGCGUAGUGAUUGGCAAAGGAGGAUCUAAAGUCAAACAGAUUCAGUCGGAAACAGGAGUAACAGUUAAUAUUGGGUCUUGGGACUCAGCAGUUGAUGGUAUGAUCAAGGUUACCCUGAAGGGAGACAAAGAGGGCCGUGACGAAGCCAAGAAUAUUAUCUUGGAAUUAAUUUCUGAGCAAAGUGAGGUGUUUGAAAUACAUAAUGAUAUGAGUGGCGUAGUGAUUGGCAAAGGAGGAUCUAAAGUCAAACAGAUACAGUCGGAAACAGGAGUUAGAGUUUAUGUUGGGUCUAUUAAUUCAGCAUUUGAUGGUAUGACGAAGGUCGUCCUAAGGGGAAACAAAGAAGGAUAUGACGAAGCGAAAAGGAUUAUCAUGGAACUAAUUUCUGAGCCAGUUGAGGUGUUCAAAAUACCUGAGUAUAUGAUCGGCGUAGUGAAGGGUCAACAAGGAUCUAAAAUCCAGGAAAUUCAGUCCGAAACAGGAGUUAGAGUUAUUGUUGGGUUUUGGGACCCAGCAAUUGAUGGUAUGAUCAAGGUUACACUGAUGGGAAACAAAGAUAGCUGUGAAGAAGCAAAGAAAAUUAUCUUGGAUUUAAUAUCUGAGCCAACUGAGGUGUUCGAAAUUUCAAAGAAUAUGAUUGGUGUAGUGAUUGGUAAAGGAGGAUCUAAAGUCAGAGAGAUUGAGUCUAAAACAGGAGUUACACAAGCCAGGAUCGAUGUUGAGCCAACGGAGGUAUUCGAAAUAUCCGAGAAUAAGUGUGGUCUUGUGAUCGGUAAAGGAGGAUCUAAAAUACAGGAGAUUCGGUCCAACGCAGGAGUUGAUGUUAAUCUUGGGGAUAGGGUCUCAGCAGUUGAUGGUAUGAUGAAGGUUUAUCUGUGGGGAGAUAAAGAGGGCUGUGACAAAGCCAAGAAGAUUAUUAUGAAUCUAAUUUCUGAGCAAAGCUUGUCCGCCGUGGCUAAAACAGGAGUAAGAGUUAGUGUUGGAUCUAGGGACUCAACAGUUGGUGGUCUGAUCAAGGUUACCUUGAAGGGACACAAAGAGGGCUGUGACGAAGCAAAAAAGAUUAUUAUGAAUCUAAUUUCUAAGUUAACUGAGGAGUUCGAAAUACCCGAGGAUAUGAGUGGCGUAGUGAUAGGCAAAGGAGGAUCUAAAAUCAAAGAGAUUAAGUCCAAUACAGGAGUUGAUGUUAUUGUUGGGUCUAGGGAUUCUGCAGUUGAUGGCAUGAUCAAGGUUACCUUAAUGGGAAACAAAGAGGGCUGUGACGAUGCAAAGAAAAUUAUUAUGGAUCUAAUUUGUGAGCCAACUGAGGUGUUCGAAAUACCCGCGGAUAAGAGUGGCGUAGUGAUCGGUAAACAGGGAUCUCAAAUCCAGGAAAUUCGGGAAUUAGGAGUUGGAGUGUAUGUUGGACCUAUGGACUCAGCAGUAGAUGGUAUGAUCAAGAUUUCUCUGAGAGGAAACAAGGAGAAGUGUGACCACGCAAAGGAUUUCAUCAUGGAGCUGAUCUCUGAUCUCUGUGAACUAGAGGAGUCGGAUGGGCCGUUCAGUGAUGGGGCAUGCAGUGAUUGGUAACAAGAGACUAAACCUCAUGUAGCCACCCCGAGUAAGGGUGUUCGAGUUGACAGAACAUUAUGUGUAUAAUC